Anarrhichthys ocellatus (wolf-eel) is the source of this 4272-nucleotide messenger RNA. RefSeq names its product adhesion G protein-coupled receptor E1-like. The transcript has 17 exons. Bases 264 to 2459 code for a protein of 731 amino acids. NCBI's taxonomy places the organism in Eukaryota, Metazoa, Chordata, Actinopteri, Perciformes, Anarhichadidae. Gene Ontology annotation, biological process: cell surface receptor signaling pathway; adenylate cyclase-activating G protein-coupled receptor signaling pathway. The record is from RefSeq and is a predicted model, not a curated record. Gene Ontology annotation, cellular component: plasma membrane. Gene Ontology annotation, molecular function: calcium ion binding; G protein-coupled receptor activity.
UCUGAAUCUGAAAGAGCAAGAGAGCCGGUGAAGGUUCACAGUUAUUUCCCCUGCCAUACAAUUAUCCUCUAGAGAAAGGAUUUAUCUUUUUUUUUACUCUCUUUCUGGAUUUAAUGGACCUUGGACUACUGAGAAGUCUGAAAAAUACUCAAAUCUUUCUUGAACGUUGCGACAGGAUCUUUUAUUACAGGACAUCAACCAGAUUUACAACCAAUUCAUAGUUCUGAUAAAGUCUGUGUGGGGGAUAUUGGCUUGCCUUUAACAUGGAGUAUUGGAAGGCGCUACUUUUUGUGGGCCUAUUGUGUAUGCUGAGCGAAGGUCUCGCUGAUUGUGGCCGGGGCUUUAGCACCUCAGAAUCCGGUGUAUGUAAUGAUGACGAUGAGUGCCAAGGACUCAUCGUAGGACCAUGUGACAAGGACGCAAACUGCAUUAACACUUAUGGCAGCUUCUACUGCCAGUGCCUGGAGGGCUUCACAGAAGUUAACGGGCAGCUUAACUUCACGCAUGGACAGUGUAAAGAUAUCAACGAGUGCAGAGAUCACACACAUACCUGUGGUCACGCUGCUAAUUGUACCAACCUGAUUGGGAGCUACAAGUGCACCUGCCACGUUGGGUACACCGACGCCACCAGUAGCCUUGGAAACUGCACAGACAUCGAUGAAUGCAAAGAAGCUGACAAAGAAGACCUCUGUGGAGAAAACGGGACUUGUGAAAACAGAAAUGGGAGUUACUGGUGCACGUGUUCAAAAGGAUACACCAAUUAUGGCAACGACAGGACAACAUGCUCAAAGCUUGACUGUGACAGCUUCAAUGGAAACGGCGGUCCUGCACCGUCGCUUGGAGGCCUGGCAGACAUUUUGUUCAUGAUGAGAAACAGCUGUUUGGCUCUGUCUGACCCAAGCACCGCCGGUGAUGGAAAGGUGCUACUAAAGAAACUUUUCACAGCGACCGAGGCCAUCUUGUCCCCCGGUCACCUGGACAGCAGUGAAGAUGUGAGCGGAUUGCUCGUUGCGGUGGAGAACGCUAUUAUGCUCAUCGGCCCGCAGCUCAAAGACGGACGCACCAAGACAACCACCACUGAGACAGAUAUAGAGAUUGCAGUGCAGAGGGGAAAGACUCCCCCCACUGGACCAAUCCAUCUGACCAAUGACAAUGCUACACUUGACACUGACUGGACAACAGCAGCUGGGAUGGAAUCAUACCCUGGUUUUGCUCUGGCUGCGUUGUUGAGCUACAAGAACCUUGAGACAACUGUUAACCGGUCCUUUGACGGGCUCACAGGACAUGAAAAGGACGGCGUGAGUCCUUCCUUUCAGAUCUCCUCUAAAGUUGUGUCUGUUGUGGUCUCUAACCCAUCCACUCAGAACCUGAGCAGCCCCGUCAACAUCACCCUCAGACAUCUACAGGACAAUGUGGAGUCAGCUCAGCUGAGCUACAUCUGUGCUUACUGGAACGAGAGUGGGGCCUGGUCCACAGAUGGUUGUUAUCAAUUGCAGUCCACUGCCACUCACACUGUGUGUACAUGUCAACAUCUGAGCAGCUUUGCUGUGCUCAUGGCACUCUACGACAUGGAGCACACCUUUGGACUCCAGUUGGUGACCAAGAUAGGGCUGACCAUCUCCCUGCUGUGCCUCGUACUGUGCAUCCUGACAUUCAACUUCUGCCGCUCCAUACAAGGAACCCGCACCACCAUCCACCUGCACCUCUGCGUCUGCCUCUUCAUGGCUGACCUCAUCUUCCUGGCUGGCAUUUCACAAACUAAACCUGUGGGCGGCUGCAGGUUCGUUGCGGCGCUGCUCCAUUACUUCUUCUUGGGAGUGUUUACCUGGAUGCUGUUAGAAGGGGUGCAGCUGUACCGUAUGGUGGUCCUGGUGUUCAACGCCAGCAUUCGGCCCCUCUACCUAUUCCUCACUGGUUAUGGGACACCCCUCCUUAUCGUCGCUAUAUCUGCCAUCAUUAGACCAAACGGAUACGGCACCGACCAUUACUGCUGGCUGUCUCUGGAACACGGCCUCAUCUGGAGUUUCUACAGUCCUGUGUGCUUCAUCAUCAUCCUCAAUGUCUUCUUUUUCAUCAUCACCGUCUGGAAGCUGGCCCUGAAGUUCACCAGCCUCAACCCAGACCUCUCCAAACUGCAUAAAAUUAAAGCUUUCACAGUGACAGCCAUCGCCCAGAUGUGCAUACUGGGUCUGAUGUGGGUGUUUGGGGCCUUCCUGUUUGAAGAGGGUACUACGGUGGAAGCAUACAUCUUCACUAUCCUCAACAGCCUGCAGGGAGCACUGGUCUUCAUCAUGCACUGCCUGCUGUCUAAACAGGUGAGAGACGAGUACGCCCAUUUCCUCUCCUGUGUCUGCACAUCACAGAAGAAGAGGUACUCCGACCUCAGCAGUACCAAUCCCUCCAGUAGUCAGUCACAAGGUUCUCGGAGUGGGCAGAACACCGGAGAAUCAAAAAUAUGAAGCGCUCUAUCAGUUAUUGUACCCCAGAGACAGACUGUCACACCUUUAACCUAUCUGGGCUAAGUUUAAAGGUUUGGAAGACUUAAAUUAAAAAAUCUGUCAUUAUUUUCUUACCAUGAUGUCAAUUGAAACCAUUUCAGUUUUGUUGUACCACUAUACCAACUGUUUAAUCAGGGCCUCCAAGAGGUCACAAGUCUGAGACAUUAUGAAGACCAAAUUCUUUACAACCAAGAAACUCCACCAAUAUGAGUGGCAUCGCCUGCCAAUCAAUUGCAUUAUGGGUCAGGAAGUCUGCUAUUUACCUCCUUAGUUUUGCUUAUUUUCCUCACUGAUGAUGCUCUACAGUGCUGUAAAUGGUGGAUCAAGUUGUAUUGAUGAUGACUGAAUUUGUUAUUUAGUGUCAUUACAGUCACAGCAGACAAGAAGUAGCCAACUACUAAAGGUUUUUAUUCAGGAACUCUUUAAAUAAAAGUGAAAUAUAUUACAAUAUCUUAUCGGUUCAUCAAAAACAUAUCAUAAUCCCAAUAUAAGCUGUAUCUCCUUUCAAAGGAUUAAAAGUGACGCACACACACUGACGUAGAAUAUUUAAUUUCAAUAGCAGCAUGCAGACUAUAAAGUCUACAUUAUGUAGGCUACAAGAACAUAUGAGUGAUCCUCUUCAAGCUUAAAGCAUGAGCAAACAGUUUGUGCUGUAUUUUUUAUAAAUGUUUUAUGUAAAAUAAAUAAGGGUGGGUGUGCUUUUUGAAUCCAUGUAUUGUAUUUAAAUUGCAAGGAAUCAAUUGACUGAUGAUGAAUAUGUUCCAGUUCCUCUGAAGCUCCCUUCAUGGUUCCUGCAGAUCCAACAUGUGCUCCAACAAGGAUUUUAUGUCUCUUGUUUCUUGAUUUUUAACAAAAUAAGUGAUUUGUUUUUUAUCACUUGUGGCUAUUUAUGGAUAUUAUUUUCUUGCAAUUGAUUUGCAAUUGAGAUGAGCCUUUUGUCACAAGUGUUUGUGAAGCUACGUGUUUUUCUUUUAAUAAGAAAACAAAUUCAGCCCCAAAAUAGCUGCUCGGCAAAUUCACAAAAACAGACCCACCCUUCUGAUGAGCCGGCAGCUUCCUGCAAUCAAACCGUGUUUAUGCAAGGAAAUUCCAUUUUGUUGUCAUGUUGUCUUAUUACAGCACGUUAGCCAAUGUCUCCACAGACUGUCAGUGACUGUGAAUUAUCGCAUCCCAGAAAUGAGAACUUCAACAUGUUUUGAUGAGGUCUAAUGGGAGUUGUACAGACCUUAGUUUGUUUGUGUUAUUGCACUUUUACAUUGUGAAAAAAUGAUAAUCCAGCACAUCUUCACUCAAAUGGUGCAACCAUCAACUUGAGAACCAGCCUCACUCACAGAACCUGAACAGUUUACUUGUUGUAAAAAAGCUAUUAGUUUGGAAUACAAAAAAUCUGUCUUUUUAUAUGAUUGGUUUUGUCCUGCAGCAUUUGUUUGUAUUUGAAUUGCUCCCUUUCUCAUCUAUGAGCCAGAUUAAGACCACGUAUGUGUUGGUUUAACAACUAAACUGUUCUUGGGUUCUCAUGUGUGGCUGCACUCUUUUUGUGACCAGCGAUACGUUUUAUUCAUGCAUUGCAAAAUGUAUUUAUGUGACAAAAAAAAGCUAUGUGCAUUAUGCAGCAUUUUGUGAAUGUAAGAAUCUUAUUUUUAGAUCUAGACCUUCUAUAGCUGUUCUACUUUGAAGGUGUAUGAACUUAUUUUUCUACUUUGUUUUGUUGUAUGUUGUUUGGUACUGUUUUCUUUCAAGAAUAUGCACCACCAUUUUCAUUAAAGCUUCUAUU